AUGUUUCACUCAUUUUCAUAUGAUUGUCAAAAAUAUUUUAAUCUUUGUGUGGCAGAACGAAACAUUCUUAUUUUUAUUUCUGGUAAUUUACUGCAUUUUUUUAAUACCACAACAAACGAGUUAUGGUUUAGGAGAGGAUAUACUAAUGAAGGAAUAGGACAUGUGACGAAAAAUCCCAGAUUUGAUCAUAUUGCUGUCGGAGAAAACGGUAUUAAACCUCCAAUAAUAAUUUAUGAAUGGCCAUCGAUGUACAUAGUAACGAUUUUAUAUAAUGGCACACUGAAAAGCUAUUCCCAUUUAACAUACAGUGCGGAUGGUUUGUUCUUAGUGUCACAAGGAGGAGAACCAGAUUAUACGAUCACUCUUUGGGACUGGCAAAAGUCCAGAGUAGUAUUGAAAUGUAGGUCUUAUAAUCGGAAUGUUUACAAUGUAAUGAUGUCCCCGUUGCUACCUGGAUAUUUAGUGACUAGUGGAUCGGAACAUAUAAAAUUUUGGAACAUUUCCAAAACGGUCACUGGGCUCAAAUUAAAAGGUGAAAUCGGCAGAUUUGGUCAAACUGAAAUAUCUGACAUUAUUGGCAUAUAUAUUAUGCCAGAUGGAAAGGUCAUAUCCAGCUGCGAAUGGGGUAAUAUUUUAUUGUGGGAAGAAGGUUUGAUUACUCUAGAAAUAUGUCAGAAAAAUCGUCAGCCAUGUCACACCAAGGCAAUUACGCAAUUCGAAUAUAUAAACGGAGAACUCAUAUCAGUCGGUAUGGAUGGAUGGAUUCGAAGUUGGUUUUAUGAAACUAUAGAUCAAGCAAAUUUCCGAGAUGAUGAACAUUUUCUGGAAAUCCAACCGAUCUAUGAAUAUCACAUCAGCGAAAAUAGCAAAGUAGGUAAUUCAAUGCUCAUGUGUAUACGUAAACAAGAAGCGGAUAAUCCGGAAAGCACAUUUUGGUAUGCUCAGGACGGAAGUGGUGGAAUUUGGUUGAUAGACUUACGCAGUAUGAACGCGGAAUUACCACAAAAAAUCUUUACAUGCCAUGAAGGUGCAAUAGUCGAUAUGGAUAAUGCGACAUGGGGUCCCUUUAUAGCUACGCUUGGCAAAGCAGGACAAUUGCAUGUUUAUAAUUAUCUAGAGAAAAAAUUAAUUCUGGAGCAUAAAUUUAAUGAUACUGGCAGUCAAAUUGUUUGGUUUCCAUGUCAUGUCGAAGCAACGGGAUCGACGCUUGCUUGUGCUUUUCAAAGCGGUAUUGUUCGUAUAAUAACCGUAGCAAUAUCAACGGCUAACUUCGUUAAUAACAUAAAAGGGGAUUAUGUUAGAUUGAUUCAAGUCAUGAAACCGCAUAAAACAGCAAUAAUGGCGAUGUCUUCAAACCCUUCUUACAGCUUGUUAGUAACUGGUGGUGAAGAUUCAACUAUAUUUAGCUUUGCCAUAACGAUGACGGAAACUUAUCCUGUCAUUGUUCCAAUCGGUUUCAUCACAGUACCUUCAGGAGUCACGUGUCUCACAUGGAAACCACAAUAUGAAACAACAUUGUUAAUUGGAUGUCUUCAAGGAGAGUGCGUGGAAGUUACAUUACCAAAUAUGCCUCGUCCAUACACUAUCUCUUCAUACGAGCUUGUUGAAUGUCAACUGAAAGCAUUUAAAUUUAAUUCUGUAAAAUCCAUUAUUCGAAGAGAAUUAAUACGUUUAAAUCGAAAGAGAGAAAGAAAGGAGAAAGAAGCAAAAAGACGAGACGAACUAAUGCAAUUAGUAGCUGAUGCUUCUGAAAUGGAAAUCGAUGAAGAAUCGCCUUUUGACGUGGAAGAAGACGAAGAACCAUUGCCACAAAUAUAUGUACCGGAAAUACCUAAUAAGGUAUUAAUAGCACAAUACAUCAAUCAUAAUAUCAUAUGGUUAUCAAUGGCAGGAUUCGAUGCAGGAUACAUGUACGAAUAUCCAAGUCCAGAAAUGACUGAAAUUAUUGGAACAGAACCUGUUAGGAGUAUUAUAAUAUAUGAUGCAGAUGAUACAGAAAUACGAAGCUGUCUGUUCUAG
Molecule: messenger RNA, 2019 nt
Organism: Ooceraea biroi (clonal raider ant)
Lineage: Eukaryota; Metazoa; Arthropoda; Insecta; Hymenoptera; Formicidae
Product: cilia- and flagella-associated protein 44
Molecular function (GO): protein binding
Source: RefSeq, a predicted model, not a curated record